AUGGCUGAUUACGCUAAUCCUGAUGUUUUGGUGAGUACAGAAUGGGUAGCCGCACACGGCGGUGAUGCCGGUAUCCGGCUCCUUGAGGUUGAUGUUGAUACGUCUGCUUAUGCUGAAGGACAUAUCGCUGGUGCAGUCGGACUGAAUUGGCAGACACAACUAUGUGACCAAAUUCGCCGCGAUAUUCUUACAAAAGAUCAAUUUGAAGCACUCUGCAACGACAGCGGUAUUGCUAAUGAUACCACCGUUAUUUUCUAUGGCGAUAAUAACAACUGGUUCGCAACGUACGCUUUAUGGCAAUUCCGCUACUACGAACACGAUGAAAGCCUGUUGAAGGUGAUGAACGGCGGUCGCCAAAAAUGGAUUGAUGAAGGCAGAGAGCUUGUCACCGAUGUUCCAGAUUAUCCCAGUACAGGGUAUCAGGCGAAAUUUCCUGAUGACAAUGUCCGUGCCACAGCGGUUAACGUUCGCGACACACUUGGACAAAGCAUUGUUAAUCUUGUAGAUGUCCGUUCACCCGCCGAAUUCUCUGGCGAAGUCAUCGCACCACCUGGGAUGAGUGAGACCGCGCAACGCGGCGGACAUAUCCCCGGCGCAGCGAACAUCCCGUGGGCGACUGCUGUUGCUGAAGACGGCACCUUUAAAUCGCACGACGAAUUGGAAGCCAUCUACGGCGGCGCAGGCGUUGAUAAUAGUAAAGAGACGGUUGCCUACUGCCGUAUCGGCGAACGUUCAUCGCAUACGUGGGUUUGUGCUGAAGUAUCUACUCGGUUAUGA
This is a messenger RNA of Geodia barretti, 777 nucleotides long. Lineage: Eukaryota; Metazoa; Porifera; Demospongiae; Tetractinellida; Geodiidae. The record is from the annotation of a GenBank genome assembly.